GGUUACCAUAGUAACGACGCCCAGGAGUUAAUUUAGCUAUCUAACUACUAGUUAGUCUCACUUAUCUGGCGAUUUAACUGUUUUUUUCGACUUCAAUACACAACAAUGUCUAAAAAGAGACAAAAAGAGAAAACGGAGAAGGCUAUUGCUGAGGAGGAAGCCUUGAAAAAUGCAGGGCCAAAUCCAAAUGAAAAACCGCGAGCUAAGACCUUUGAUGAAUAUCAUUGCUUGGGCAAUGUGGAGAUCGACUUCCCGAGGCUUUGUGCUCUUCUGUACAUGAAGGAUAUCCCAGCUGUCAGCACGGUGAACACAGCUUCAGCAGCUCACUUCUUUGUACCUUCAGAGGACAUCCGCUCACAUAGAAAUGCUACAACUAUCUGGUCUAAGCCGUGCCUCAAAGUGGAGCUGGAGAAUGAAGACCCCCUCAGCGCAAAGAACCUGAGGGUUUUUGGGUGGAAGGUAAAUGAGCAGAUUUCCAGAGUGCUGCAGAAGAUGCUUCUCUCCUUGAGCAAGCUCCAGAGCCUUCAGUUUUGGCAGGCGGGACUGACAGAUCGAAUGGUAAUCUCCCUCAUGAACACAAUAUCGCUGUGCUCCAACCUCAGAGCUGUGACAUUGGAGGGCAACUAUCUUCCAGAGCGGAGCUUCCACCUUCUCCUCUCUGAAGACAGCGUCCUCACUCACCUGUCCCUGAGAAACAACGGGAUAGGAGACAAGGGCGCUCGUCUAAUUGGGUCAGCUCUCUCAACAACCAGAUCAACUAACAAGAACCUCUUGUCACUCAACAUGGCCUUCAAUUCUAUCGGUGAUGCAGGUGCGACACAUAUCGCACAGGGCCUGCGGUUGAACCGCACUUUGCUCUGUCUCUCACUGUCCAACAAUCAGAUUGGAGACUCGGGAGCUGCUCAUCUGGCUGUGGUACUUGGCGAGUUUGCUCUCACUCAUGAAGAAGUUGUGGAGAGGAGGAAGAUGCUUCUGGAAAGAACGCAGGCUGCAUCUUUAGAUGCUGACCAGCCUGCUGAGCAACUUGUCUCGGUAACCAGCAGCAGUUCACUGAGCAUCGGCAAAGGGGAGAGCAAAGGGAAAAAAAAGGAAACAUCCAAAAAAGAUGAGAAACCAGCUGCCAACAAAGAGAACCCAAAGUCUAACAAGAAAUCUUCUGAUAUAAAGGCGUCUCACAGCAAAAGUGGCAAGCAAGUGGGCAAAGAGAAACAGCAAUCUGCACAGGAGGUCCGCAAAUCAAGUACUUCCCUGAAUGAGCAGGCAGAGCCGGUGGAGAUAGUGAACCCCCUGCUGGACCAGUCGGUGCAGUACAGUGACGGUGAUCUUAUUCUGCCUGGAAACAGGACUCUCACCUCCCUCAACCUGGCAGGAAACAGAAUUACAGAGAAGUCACUGCCUCUUUUCCUGACAUCACUGGAGAUGCAGAGUGAGAGAGGAGGCCUAAUGCGUCUCUGUCUGCAGAGAAACCGCUUCCCAGCUGAGUGUGAGUGUUAUGUGAAGAUAAAGGAACGGAUGGCACUCACAGAUCCACUCAAAAAACACAUCUCUGAACAGAGAGAAGAGGAGGAACGGGGCAGUUCUUUCUGAGAGAACUAAUCUACGACACAUUU
Molecule: messenger RNA, 1610 nt
Organism: Sebastes umbrosus (honeycomb rockfish)
Lineage: Eukaryota; Metazoa; Chordata; Actinopteri; Perciformes; Sebastidae
Gene: lrrc71
Product: leucine rich repeat containing 71
Exons: 17
Coding region: 106-1587 (493 amino acids)
Molecular function (GO): protein binding
Source: RefSeq, a predicted model, not a curated record